AUGGACUCAGAAUUAACCCCAAGUCUCCACUUCUGUCCUCAGGUCCGUGUCGACAACCUGGAAGGCCAUCUGAGGGACCGUCACCCCGAUCUCUGUCAUCAAGCCCGCAGCGAUCUAGUCCGCCAUCACAAGAGCCUUCUGCCGACGCUGCUAGAGGAGGGACCGAAAGAGGAUCAACUGGCCCGGCACGGCUUGUCCAACCCGGCCGAGCCCGUCGAGGGUCUCUCCAUCCACCGGGGCUUCGCAUGCACCUGGCCGGGCUGCCCCGGGUACCUCACGCCAAGCUGGAAGUGCCUACGCGUGCACUUGAACGACGAGCACGACGCCAAGGCAGCCAAGAGGAAGACUCAGGAGGACCUCUGGGCCACCGUGCAUCCAGUGUUGCGAAUAAUAUAA
Molecule: messenger RNA, 396 nt
Organism: Fusarium poae
Lineage: Eukaryota; Fungi; Ascomycota; Sordariomycetes; Hypocreales; Nectriaceae
Exons: 2
Coding region: 1-396 (131 amino acids)
Source: RefSeq, a predicted model, not a curated record